Camelus dromedarius (Arabian camel) is the source of this 6242-nucleotide messenger RNA. RefSeq names its product adhesion G protein-coupled receptor E2. Gene Ontology annotation, biological process: cell surface receptor signaling pathway; adenylate cyclase-activating G protein-coupled receptor signaling pathway. The record is from RefSeq and is a predicted model, not a curated record. NCBI's taxonomy places the organism in Eukaryota, Metazoa, Chordata, Mammalia, Artiodactyla, Camelidae. The transcript has 20 exons. Bases 115 to 2595 code for a protein of 826 amino acids. Gene Ontology annotation, cellular component: plasma membrane. Gene Ontology annotation, molecular function: G protein-coupled receptor activity; calcium ion binding.
GUUUCCUGCCAGCUAAUUUAAGGCACAAGUCAUACUGAAAACCAGAACCCUUUCUCAACACACGUAGAUCAAGAUCAGACGUCUUCAGUGGCUGGCCUUGCUGCUCUCUGCACCAUGAGAAAUCGGUAUCUAGGUUUGCUGCCAGGACUCUUGGUGCUGCUGCUGUUGCCACUGGGACCCGCAGCCCAGAACUCUACAGCCUGUGCUCGGUGGUGCCCUCCGAACUCCUCAUGUGUCAACGGUACCUCCUGUCGCUGCCUUCCGGGAUUCAGUUCUUCAUCUGGUUCAGAGAUCUUCACCAGCCUCUUGGAGAGUUGUGAUGACAUCAAUGAGUGCAGACCACCCUUGACAGUGUCUUGUGGACAAUCGGCAGACUGCAAGAACACAGAAGGGGGCUACUACUGCACGUGCAUCCCAGGAUACGCGCUUGUUUCUGGGGCACCAACAUUCAGGAAUGAGAGCGAGAACAUGUGUCAAGACGUGGACGAAUGUCAGUGGAAACCCCGAAUCUGUAAAGGCCGCAGCAUCUGCAUCAACACCGAGGGCAACUACACCUGCCAGUGCCCGCCCGGCUUGGAGCUCAACCCAGAGGGCCCGGAGCCGUGCAAAGAUGUGAAUGAAUGUGCUUUGGGAAGAAACCCAUGCCACAACUCCACCCACUGCCUCAACUACGUGGGCAGUUAUGAGUGCCGCUGCCGCCCCGGCUGGAAGCCGCUUCCCGGGUCCCCCAACGGCCCAAACAACACCAUCUGCGAAGAUGUGGACGAGUGCAGCUCCGGGCAGCAUCGGUGCCACAGCUCCACCGUCUGCAGCAACACGGUGGGUUCAUACACGUGCCGCUGCCGCCGAGGCUGGUUGCCCAAACCCGGAUUCCAGGAUAAGCGAGUGACCACCGUCUGUGAAGAGAUCUUCGCCACCUGGACCGCACCCCCUGGCAUCAAGAGCCAGAGGCUCUCCCACUUCUUUAAAAGACUUCAGGAUCUGAGUGAAAACUUCAGUCCAGCCUCUGUGCAGAACAGUAUUCAGGACCUCAUCCAGGAGGUGGGUGAUCUGCUGGAGACCCCUAGGGAUCUAGAAACCCUACCCCGAUCAGAGCAGCACUUUGUGGCCACUAACCUACUCUUUGGCCUGGAGGAUGUCCUGAGAGGGCUGAGCAAAGCCCUGCCCAAUGGGCCACUGACCUUCAGUUCACCUACAGGUCCAGCACUGUCCCUGGAGGUGCAGGACCAAGGAGACAGGAAUAUCACCUUGAUUCAGAAUCAGACAAAGAUGAUGCUGACCUGGGAUACAGUGCACGAAUCUGGUGACUCAGGUCCUGUGGUGGUGGGACUUAUCUCCACUCCAGGGAUGGGCAAGUUGCUGGCUGAGGCCCCCCUCGUCCUGGAUACAGAGAAACAGGCAGUUCUGCAUGAGGCACACAAGGAUUUGCUGCAGGAAAUCCACCCCAUCCUGUUGUCAGAUGUCAUCUCCGCCUUUAUCAGCAACAAGAACACCCAGAACCUCAGCUCCCCAGUCACCUUUGUCUUCCAACAUUCAGUGAUCCCUGGGCCAAGGCAGGAAGUGUUCUGUGUCUUCUGGGAGCAUGGCCAGAAUGGAAAUGGUCAUUGGGCCACCAAAGGCUGCAGGACGGUGGGCACCAGAGACAAUAGCACCACCUGCCAAUGCACCCACCUCAGUGCCUUUGCCGUCCUCAUGGUCCACUACGAAGUGCAGGAGGAGGAUCCUGCGCUGGCUGUGAUCACCUACGUGGGGCUGGGCCUCUCUCUGCUGUGCCUCCUCCUGGUGGCCCUCACCUUCCUGCUGUGCAAAGCCAUCCAGAACACCAGCACCUCGCUCCACCUGCAGCUCUCGAUCUGCCUCUUCCUGGCCCACCUGCUCUUCCUCACAGCCAUUGACCGAACUCAGGUCAAGGUGCUGUGCGCCAUCGUAGCCGGUGCCUUACACUACCUCUACCUGGCCGCCUUCACCUGGAUGCUGCUGGAGGGCCUGCACCUCUUCCUCACUGCACGCAACCUGACGGUGGUCAACUACUCCAGUGUGAACAGGUUCAUGAAGUGGCUGAUGUUCCCUGUGGGCUACGGAGUCCCGGCUGUGAUUGUGGCCAUUUCUGCAGCAACCAGGCCAAAUCUUUACGGAACACCCACCCGCUGCUGGCUCCACUCAGAAAAGGGAUUUAAAUGGGGUUUCCUUGGACCAGUCUGUGCCAUCUUCUCUGUCAAUUUAGCUCUCUUUCUGAUGACUCUCUGGAUUUUGAAAAGCAAACUCUCUUCCCUCAACAGUGAUAUGUCCACCCUCCAGAACACAAGGAUGCUGACAUUUAAAGCAACAGCUCAGCUCUUCAUCUUGGGCUGCACGUGGUGUCUGGGAAUCCUGCAGGUGGGACCAGCUGCCCAUGUCAUGGCCUACCUCUUCACCAUCAUCAACAGCCUGCAGGGCGUCUUCAUCUUCCUGGUGUACUGCCUCCUCAGCCAGCAGGUCCGGGAGCAAUGGAGGAAGUGGUUUAAAGGGAGCAAGAAAACCAAAGCUGAGUCUGAGAAAUACAUGCUAUCCAGUGGGGACAUGUCUGAUGCCUGCAGACGCAGUGGGGAAAUCUGAAGUGUUAUUCUUUGCGCUAUUAAGCGAGAAAAAAGACUUUGUCACGUGUUUUUCAAGAAAUUCAUCAUGUGAGCAAUGUGAGUGAUGUCAUGGUGGACAUGUUUGCUACUCAAUUCCUGCAAAACCUGGACUUCUUCUGUGCCCCACAGUGUGCUCAGAAAACUUUCAACGUAUCAGAGGCCAGCUGUGGUUCAAUUCUUCUACCAUGUUGGGUAAAGCCCUUUGCUGAAGCCUCUCCUUCUUGCAAAGACUCUUCCAGAUGCUGAAACUCUAUGAGCAGGAAAACCAGCUUCAAGGGAUUUUCGUAUGAAAAACAUCCAACAGCAUGAGGGUGCUCACAUCAUAGUCUGGAUUUUUAAAUUUCUUUAUUCUGUUUUCUAUGGGUUUAAUUAUUUGCUCACUCAAAAAUAUUGAUUACUCACCAUGUCCAAGGCAGAGAUCAAGAGAGACACAGGUUCUAUCUUCAUGGAGCUUUCAGGGAGAAAAACUGUAGAUUCCAGUCUGGGUCUGAAGGCAGAGGUGAAAUAUGAGAAACUGGAAUGUGUUGUUGUAAAAGAAGGCAAUGAAGUAUGGAAAGGGGCAAGGAUUUGGGGGAGGAAUUGUGAUAGCUUUGAUAUGGAGUAGAGUGUUUGGGGGAGACAGAGGAAUGCUUGAGGGGCUGGUUACCUAGUAGGGAUCAAGGGGCCAGGUGAGGGGCUGAGAGGCUGCUGCUGGAAUGGGGAUAUGAGAGAGUGUGGAGAGAAUGGGCAAGGUUGGGCAGAUAUGUGGGACCAGGGAGGGAAAUAGGAGAUGGGCAUUUGGAUGGAGUCAGAGUGUUCUCAGUGCUCUUUGGCAGCUGAGGACAGGGGCGAUCCUGGGAUUGGUGGAAAUAAGUGGACCAGGGAGAUUAGAAUGGGAGAUAAAAUGGGGCAAUGAGGGGAUGGGCAAGAGAAUUUUGGAUAGGCUGGGUGACUGCAGACUUAGGCAGGAUUAGGAAGGUAAAAUUAAGAAAAUAGGGUGAUGGCUUCAGGACAGAGUAGGGAGGGUGUGGAGAAAGGGACUGAGAAGUAGUGAGAAGUGGGAAAAACUUGGAGGACCCAGGUGAAGGGACCAGUCUUAGAAGCUCUUCCAAGAAAAGAGAAGGAAAAGGAGCACUGUGCCCACUGCUCUUGUCUCUGCUCCCUCAUUCAUGGGCGGGUGUGCCAUAAAAUGUCUUUGCGCAACCACUGCUUGUUUCAUACAAUAUUGAUUCCUUAUUCAGAGGAAACACUGGGUGGUUUUCUGAUUUUGAAGGAAAUGCAGGGAAAAUGCAGAAUAUUUGAAAACACCUGGAAAAACUAAAUGCAAGGAAUCACACACUGAAAAAAAUCUUGGUUAACUUGAUGUGCAUUUUUCUCUUUGUCUCUCUCUCUCUCCCAUUUUGGGGACGUUUUUGUCAUCCACAUUCAGAUGUGUACACUUGACACUUAUCCAUUGGGGUACAUUUGAUUUUCAUCCGUUCCUUGUUGUUCUGAAUCCAAAGAGUAUGGCUUGGAGCUGGCCCAAGAGGCUUCCACUAAUGACAACUACCGCUGCCUGAGAACUAACCACUGGGAGUGUGAAACCCUUUGAAUUAAGUAAAUGUUCUCCAGUUUCAGGCACUCCUCUGACAGUAUCAUGAGCAAUAUAUGAUGUCUGUUGUCACAUUUAUGUUUAACUUGACUCUCAGCUUCUUCCUCUUCGUCGUCUUCUUCGUCAUCUUCUUCUUCCUCUUCUUCUUCUUUUGUCUUUCUUCUUCUACUUCUCCUUCCCCUUCCUCCUCCUCCUCCUCCCCUUCCUCCUCCCCUUCCUCCUCCUCCUCCUCCUCCUCCUCUUCUUCUUCUUCUUCUUCUUCUUCUUCUUCUUCUUCUUCUUCUUCUUCUUCUUCUUCUUCUUCUUCUUCUCCUUCUCCUUCUCCUUCUCCUUCUCCUUCUCCUUCUCCUUCUCCUUCUCCUUCUCCUUCUUCUUCUUCUUCUUCUUCUUCUUCUUCUUCUUCUUCUUCUUCUUCUUCUUCUUCUUCUUCUUCUUCUUCUUCUUCUUCUUCUUCUCCUUCUCCUUCUUCUUCUCCUCCUUCUCCUUCUUCUUCCUCUUCUCCUUCUUCUUCCUCUUCUCCUCCUCCUCCUCUUCCUUCUUUUUUACUUAGCACUGCCAAUAUCUCAAGGAUUGUAUUUUGGAAAGAAUUUUUAAAAUUGUGCUAAUUUUAUUCAUCAUACUGUCUUCAAUUAUUACUGAGGUCCAUUUAUUGUGCAAUUGCCAAUUCAGAUUUCUCUUUCACCAGAUUUCUGGCUCCACAGGAGUAAGAACUUUGUCCAUUUUACCUCCCCAUUGGAUAUCUCAUGUGAAGUACAUAGCAUAGUGCCUGACUCACGAUAAGAGCUCAAUCAUUAUUUAUUAAAUGACCAAGUAGAUUAUUUCAUACAUUAAACAACUCUAUGAGCAAAGUACUCUUUUUAUACCCAUUUGAGAGAUCAAGAAAAUGAGACUUAAGGACAUGAACUUAAUUUGCCCAUGGUCAUAUAGCUAGUAAGUAUCUGAGCCAAGAUGUGUUCCCAGUUGUAGAUACACUUAAAGACCAAUGCUCAAAAAAUGCUACUAUACUGAAAUAAUGCCUGAAAGGGGGUUGGUGAGAGAUGAACUUGGAAGGUCUGCUUGGAGUGGUAUUUGGAAGGAAUCUGAAUAUGCUGGGAAAAAGAGAAGGAGUUUGGACUUUAUGCCACCUGCCUUACAAAGUGAUCUGAAGCUCUAAGACGAGAAAGUGACAUCACUCACCCACAAAAAUAUUUGUACUUUGGAGGAUUAUUGUUUUUGUGGAGCAAGAUUUGAGUAAAAUAAAGCCUAGAAAAUAUUAUUUUCUUGUUCUUAAAACCCAGAGAUGAAGCCAUCCUUUAUGGGUGAGAAUCAUAAAAGUCAGGAUAUGAGUAUCAGUAGUCAUAGGCAAAAGUAAUUAUCCACAUUCAUGGGUCUCUUUAUUUCUUUCUAGUAAAUUAAUGACUUAGUGUUUUUAUUUUUAAUUGCACAAGAAAUAUAUAACUUUUUUCUUGUAAAUCAUUUAACAUCUAUAGAAAUCUAGCUUCUUCUCACAUCCCAUUUCUGAGCCAACUCUCAUUCACAGACACACACACCAAGUCACUCUUUGUAUAGGUAUCUGCUGUCUGUAAUUUUAUAUCUAUCCUUCUAGUCAUUAUAUAUAUGUACAUAUAUAUCCAUGCAUGAUACAGCAAUGGGUUCAUAUUAUGUAUAUAAUUUGGAGUUUAUCUGUCACAUAACUUAUACACAACUGUGGAUAUUCCCUAGCAGGACUGUACCAUGUUCACUUCCUAUUAGUGAACAUUUGGGUUGCCUCCUAACUGUAAACAUUUUGAUAUAGAAGUUGCAUAUUUGACAUUUUGCUGGACAUUUGAGUCAGUUGUACAUUUUCUGGAUGUGGCUCUUGUAAUGGAAGAGAAUGAGGUCUGUUCUCUGAGAUCAUUCACGUUCUGUGCCAGCAGUUAGGGAACCAUCUGACAGGAAGUAUUUUCAGCUUUGUAAGCUAUACAGUCUUGGUCACAAUGACUCAGCUCUGUGGUUGUCGCAAGGAAGCAGCCAUAGACAAAACAUCAGUGGGUGGGCAUGGCUGUGUGCCAAUAAAAUUUAAAGAUGAUUAAAAGAAA